Messenger RNA from Suillus subalutaceus, 2392 nucleotides. RefSeq names its product major facilitator superfamily domain-containing protein. Bases 437 to 2077 code for a protein of 546 amino acids. The transcript has 11 exons. Gene Ontology annotation, biological process: transmembrane transport. Gene Ontology annotation, molecular function: transmembrane transporter activity. Gene Ontology annotation, cellular component: membrane. The record is from RefSeq and is a predicted model, not a curated record. Lineage: Eukaryota; Fungi; Basidiomycota; Agaricomycetes; Boletales; Suillaceae.
CUCGAUCAAGUACGUCAACCUCUUCAAUAUCGAGUCAAGCUAGUUGAUAUGAUACCGUCGUCAGGACAUGCAUAACGAUUCGCUUAGAUCUGAGGGGUGUCCCCGGGAGUGGGUGAAGGAUAUCUUAAACUGUUGACGAGGUUUGACUACAAUUCUCAAUUUUUUUAAUAAUACAAAGUGACUUCUACUGUACAGUGCACCAUCUUACUUUAGGGACGUCGACUUUCACUCCCCUCGCAUGAGUUGUGCCGUCGGCCAGGCACAACUAGUUUUUCCAGACCGGUGGGCAAAACUCCCGAGUUCUGCCAACAAUACUACCAGCACAUAGGAAAACUUCACUUUAGUUAUAUAUUCGGUUGCGGCCUAUUCAUGAUGAAUAUUGUAUUAUUCUUCCUCGAGCCUUGUACUCUCAAGUUUCCAGGAAACGCGAGAAGUAAUGUCCAAGGACCUUACUCGUUCACCAACCCAUCAAGAUCUCAACCUCGAGAAGGCCAAGCACUAUCAUGAUGAUUCAGAAGUGCAACGCAGUCUUUUGCGCUCUAUUUUCAUCAUUGUGACCUGCACUGCUGCAAUGGUGGUCAAUACCGCUAAUACCAGUAUUGUCUCUAUCUCGCUGCCAACUAUCGAAAGGGACCUGGAUAUCAAGGAAGAACAGCUGCAGUGGCUCGUAUCUGCCUAUUCGCUCAGCUCGGGCUGCCUUCUCUUGUUCUUUGGCAGAUUGGCGGAUAUCUAUGGUCGGAAAAAGGCCUUCAUGAUCGGUACUCUCUGUCAAGUCGCAUUUUCUCUUGGUGCCGGCUUUGCACAGAGUGGUAUUACCCUCGUCAUUUUGCGUGCCUUCCAAGGCCUUGGUGCCGCCGCUACCAUACCGUCUGCACUCGGUAUCCUGGCGCACGCAUUCCCGCCGUCUAAAAUGCGUUCAACAGCUUUCGCAACAUUUGCGGCGGGUGCUCCUGUCGGCGGCGCGUUUGGCAUGAUCAUCGGUGGUGUCCUCACACAAGUAUCCUCGACGCACUGGCGCUCCCCAUUCUAUUUGGUUGCAGUAAUGUCUGCUCUAACGGGUAUUUCCGGUAUGAUUUCAUUCGACACAGAUGUGACUUCGACGGAAGCUGUCGACUGGAUCGGCGCUUCCCUCGUCACCGUUGGUUUGGUCCUGAUUGUAUUUGUACUUGGUCAAGGAGAAGUUGCUUCUCAAGGCUGGAAAACUCCAUAUAUUAUUAUCCUUCUAAUCGUCGGGAUUAUCAUGGUUUCGCUGUUCCUGCUUUGGGAGCGAUACCUGGAGCAAGUUAUAGAAGAUCCAUCAAGAGCACCGUCCGCAUGGACGCCACCGCCACUGAUGAGGCUCUCGCUUUGGACGCGAGCAAAGGGCCGGAUGGCUGUUAUUCUCGCCAUUGCAUUCCUGAAUUCCUGCACUUUCGUUAGCUGGGGCUUCUGGGUUCAGUUGUACUAUCAGAACUACCUUUUGCUCACACCUAUGCAAACUAUGCUCCGGUUCAUUCCAAUGUUCAUUGUUGGCUGUUUAUGCAAUGUUUUGGUUGCAAUGUUUGUUGGUAAAUUGCCUUUGGUUAUCUUUGCAGUCAGCGGAACGCUACUGACGGCAUCUGCCGCCAUCCUGUUUGCGUUGAUUGACCCGACCGUAACGUAUUGGGCAUUUGCCUUCCCGGCCACGGUUCUUGUCGUGUUCGGCGCUGAUUUUAUGUACUCCGCUGGUACAAUUUUCGUCGCCAAGAUCGCGCUCCCACACGAGCGCAGCGUGGCUGGAGCUCUCUUUCAAACUAUGACACAGCUCGGCACUGCGGUCGGACUUGCUUUAUCUACGCUUGUGUUCAAUAUCGUGGUUGACAACGAGUCUGCUGACGUUGGCAUUACUGUCAACUCUGCUGGCACCAACGCGCCCCAUUUUGCCCAGCUUAAGGGUUAUAGAUCUGCGCAAUGGACCUGCGCUUCAUUUGCGCUUAUGGCUGCGCUGCUGGCAGCGCUUUUCCUUCACGGUGCUGGGAUUGUUGGAGACAAGAAAACUAUCAGGCAUGUUGACAGUGAUGAGACAAUAGCCGUGCGGUAUGAGUCCAAGGAGGGCUAGAUACGCCCAUUUUUAUAAAUAUCUAACAACGGACACAUGGUCACGCCCCCUCCAUUCUCUACUACAUCGUACCCUCGUUUCAGAAGCUCCAUACUACCUACAUUCCUUUCUGGUGUUACAUUUUUCUGUCCUUUCCGUAUAGCGUUACCCCUGUUUCCCUUGAUCUUGAAUGCUCCGUACUACACUCCUUUCUAGCCUUGAAUUUUUCUGUCCUUACCCAUAGAACGGUAUCGCUGUUUCUCUCAAUCUUGCAUGGCACACAUAAUUUCAAGUCCCGCGGCUUCUUGUGGUGAUGUAGCUGAGUCAAGGCUGUCG